AGCUAUGAGAUUGGAAAACUGGAUAAGAACAGCACUUCCGGACAAGAGAUGCAGUCUCGAGUUCUUCGACUGCUCGCUAACAUUUACCUAGACUGGGACUGGGAACAGUGUCAAGACAAGGCUCUCGAAACCAUCAACCUGGCUAAUGAGGCAUGUUUACAUCCUGUUGGAAUAUACUUAAAGAUAAAAAUCCUUUUGCGACGUGGAGCAUCUGAUGAAGAAAUCCAGAUUGCUGCCAUGAGUCUCUUGGACUUUGAAGACCCCGAAAACUUCUUAGAUUUCUUUUUGAGUACGACUAAAUUACUUCUGGAAAAUGACAGAGAUGCUGUUGGCUUCGAUUUUUUGAAGACUGUCUGUAACCGAUUAGAGUGGUCAGCAGAAGUUGGAAAAGUAUUUCUGCUCCACAUUGAACUCCUCUUACAAAGGAAGGAAGACCAACUUGUGAAAGAAAAGAUUGAGAACAUCCUUGCAGCCCAUCAUGCAGGAAAAGAGCUUCCUUUCAAAAUACUAAACUGGCUACAUAAUAUUCUUUGGAAUCAAGCUGCCCAAAAUUUUGAGGAAGAAAAUUACACGGAAGCCCUGCAAUGGUAUGACUAUUCGCUUAGUUUCUAUCCAUCAGGGCAGACUGAUAUGGACUUUGCUAAACUACAGAGAAAUCGAGCUUCUUGCUACAUUCAUCUAAAGCAGCUGGAUAAGGCCUACGAAGCUGUAAAAGAAGCUGAAAUAUAUGAUGCCGCCAAUAUUUUCACACAAUUCAUCAUAUUUAAGAUCGCAGUCUCCAGAGGCAAUACUGACGAAGCCUUAGCCGCAGUGGAUGCCCUGGAGCAAUGUGUGGCAAACUCAAUUGCACAAGAACGCGAUCCAAAUACCGAGGAAAUAUCAACUACCGCUUUUCUUAGUCUGGCCGCCCAGUUUGCUUUAGAGAACGGGCAGCAAGAAGUAGCCAUCAGAUCUCUGGAGUACUUGGCUCAAUAUUCGGAAGACCUGCAACAAGUACUUAUUGCUUUGAAAUGCUUGAUUCGUCUUGUUAUUUCACAAAUCUCUCACGUUGUCGACUUGGAAGAAAAUAGUUACAGGAAUGAGGAAAUGAGCAGACUUUUGUUUUGGGUGAAGACAGCUUAUGGGAAAGUUGCUUCGCCGAUAGCAAAAGAGAAACUGACUUUGGAAGUGUGGACUAACGAAGUACAGUGGUUUCGAAAAAUCGCCUGGAACUUGGCAAUGCAGUGCGAGAAGUGCUUGGACAUCAUGCGCGACUUCUUCCUGCUGUCAUUUGAACUAUCACAACUAUGUCCCACUGAAAAAGCAGUUUUAGUUUCUCAAAAAACAUGUUUGCUGAUGGCGGCUGCCGCGGAUUUAGAACUAGGCAGGAACGCUACAGAUGCUUCCCAAAAGGCUGAAAUGCUGACUCAUGCCAUUGAACACGUACACGGCUGCAGAAAAAUCGUGAACAUCCUGAAACAAAUAGGAGAUAACGCCAAAGAUCCAACUGAGAAUUUGCUUCUCCUUUAUGAGAUUGAAGCCAAAGCCAAACUGAAUGAUCCAAGUCUCCCUUCCGUCCUGGAUUGUAUGUGGGAGAUGCCUCAUUUAGAGACCAAAAUACUAGAAACAAUUGCAUCUGUGGUAAUGGAGCCUCCAGCCCACUAUCCCGAAAUUGCGAAACAGACCUUGAAAAAGGCCAUAUCUAUUUAUCUACAAGGAACGACUAUUAAUACUAUGAAGUACAGCAAAUGCCUGCACAGUUUCAUUAAUAUUUCACUACCAGACGAAGUAUUGGAACCAGAUAUGCACAUCUUGGAAGAAAUCUGGAGUUUCUUCGAAGAUGCUCUUAAUGUGAUCAGUCGCUCAAAGGAGUACCCACAAGUUAAGAUUCUCUGGCUUAUGACCAAAGCCUGGAACACUGGAAUCUUCCAGUAUGGUGAAGGCUUGUACGUAAUUGCUGAGAAGUGGUGUGGUUUAGGAAUUCGCUUUCUUAGCCACUUGGGUACUUUGAAGAAGUCCUACGAAGGUCAGAUGACUGAUGUGUACAAAGAGAUCGUGGCCAACAUCGAAAGAGAAAAGUGCUCUCCUCCCAAUGAAGAAUAAGAACAGCUACAGGAACUCAGAGCGAAUGGAGGUACACAGUAGCAGAGCACCUAGGCCUGUUCUCACGAUCUCUUGCAAAUUCUCCAGUUAUGACUACUACAACAACAUCGUUAUUGGGAAGAGAAGGGCCUUGUCCACACACGGUUUAUACCUUGGAUGCUAUUACUCUGAGUUCGAAUUCCAUCAACAAUUGUCAUUCCAUCAACAAUUGUCGUUCCAUCAAGAAUUGCGAUUCCAUCAAGAAUUGCGAUUCCAUAGAUUAGUUGAUCAGUGGA
Sarcophilus harrisii (Tasmanian devil) is the source of this 2357-nucleotide messenger RNA. It is a transcript of the gene TEX11, whose product is annotated as testis expressed 11. NCBI's taxonomy places the organism in Eukaryota, Metazoa, Chordata, Mammalia, Dasyuromorphia, Dasyuridae. The record is from RefSeq and is a predicted model, not a curated record. The coding region runs from base 49 to 2082 and encodes 677 amino acids. Gene Ontology annotation, cellular component: central element. Gene Ontology annotation, molecular function: protein binding. The transcript has 21 exons. Gene Ontology annotation, biological process: reciprocal meiotic recombination; male meiosis chromosome segregation; meiotic cell cycle.